Molecule: messenger RNA, 12418 nt
Organism: Homalodisca vitripennis (glassy-winged sharpshooter)
Lineage: Eukaryota; Metazoa; Arthropoda; Insecta; Hemiptera; Cicadellidae
Gene: unc-104
Product: kinesin-like protein unc-104
Exons: 37
Coding region: 194-5434 (1746 amino acids)
Biological process (GO): microtubule-based movement
Molecular function (GO): microtubule motor activity; ATP binding; microtubule binding
Source: RefSeq, a predicted model, not a curated record
UCGCGCAGAGCCAGUCCUUCCCGUGGCGACUGGCGAGUGUCGUGCUGUGGUCGUCUCGUCAUCCGUGCCGCGAUACCGAUACCCAAGUGACAAUGAUGAUUCAUCCCCCGUCCGACUUUCCCUUCUGAUAUCCGGACAGUGCAGCACAGUCGCCUAAUCUCCCUACACCCGCCCCUGCACCACCGUUCCAACAAUGUCAUCAGUGAAAGUGGCUGUGAGGGUUCGCCCCUUCAACAACAGGGAGAUCUCCCGCGAGAGCAAAUGUAUCAUCGAAAUGUCUGGAUACACAACCACUAUAGCCAACCCCAAGGCUCCACCAGGAACCAAGGAUGCCAUCAAGAGCUUCAACUAUGAUUACUCAUACUGGUCCCACGAUCCAACUGAUGCUAACUUCUCUUCACAAAUCAUGGUUUACAAAGACAUUGGAGAAGAAAUGCUGGAACACUCUUUUGAAGGUUACAAUGUUUGCAUAUUUGCAUAUGGACAGACAGGUGCAGGAAAAUCAUAUACUAUGAUGGGAAGGCAAGAGGAAGAAGGACAGGAAGGAAUCAUACCCCAAAUUUGUAAAGAUUUGUUUAAAAGAAUACAGAAAACAACGUCAGACGAAUUAAAAUAUUCUGUAGAGGUCAGUUAUAUGGAAAUAUACUGUGAACGGGUGAGAGAUUUGCUAAAUCCAAAGAACAAAGGGAACUUACGAGUGAGAGAACACCCACUUCUUGGUCCUUAUGUUGAGGACCUUUCUAAAUUAGCUGUUACUUCGUACGAAGAUAUCCAUGACCUCAUUGAUGAAGGAAACAAGGCCAGAACAGUAGCAGCCACCAACAUGAAUGAAACAUCAAGUAGAUCACAUGCAGUUUUCACGAUAUUCUUCACACAGCAGCGGUUCGACAAGCUAACAGAACUUUCAACAGAGAAGGUGAGCAAGAUCUCGCUAGUCGAUCUUGCGGGCUCGGAGCGGGCCGACUCUACAGGAGCCAAGGGUACCCGGCUGAAGGAAGGGGCAAAUAUCAACAAGAGUCUCACUACUUUAGGGAAAGUCAUAUCGGCUUUAGCAGAAAUUUCUGCAAUGAAAAAUAAAAAGAAAAAGGAAAACUUCAUCCCCUACCGAGAUUCCGUGUUGACUUGGCUGUUGCGGGAGAAUCUGGGAGGGAACUCCAAGACCGCCAUGAUAGCUGCUAUCAGUCCUGCAGAUAUCAACUACGACGAGACCCUCUCCACUCUGAGGUAUGCUGAUCGUGCCAAACAAAUAGUAUGCAAGGCUAUUGUGAAUGAGGAUGCAAAUGCCAAAUUGAUCCGAGAGCUGAAAGAAGAGAUCCAGAGGCUAAGAGAUCUUCUGAAAGCAGAAGGAAUUGAAGUACAAGAAGGGCCGGAUGGUAAAGUCGUGUAUGAAAAGUCUAAAGAGAAUAAUAGAGAGGAAGGUCUGAAGGUACUGAAGAGUGACAAUGGAGUGUGCCAGCAGACAGUACAAGGUUCUACUAUUGCUGAGGAGGCCGUGGACCAGCUACAAGCCAGCGAGAAACUCAUUGCAGAACUUAAUGAAACAUGGGAAGAGAAACUAAAACGUACAGAGGUAAUACGCAUUCAAAGAGAAGCUGUAUUUGCUGAAAUGGGAGUGGCAGUGAAAGAAGACGGCAUAACUGUUGGUGUCUUUUCUCCUAAAAAGACACCGCACCUUGUGAAUCUGAACGAGGACCCGUCAAUGUCAGAGUGUCUGCUAUACUACAUCAAGGAUGGACUGACCCGUGUAGGAUCUGGAUCUUCCAACGUAACCCAGGACAUUCAGCUGAUUGGCAGUCACAUCCAGGCCGAACACUGUGUAUUCGAGAACAAGGAAGGUGUGGUGACACUGCAACCCAUCGAAGGAGCUUUUAGCUACGUCAAUGGUCGACAAGUUCUGGAGCCUGUUGUGCUCAAACAUGGCUCUCGUGUAAUUCUAGGCAGGAACCAUGUCUUCCGGUUUAACCAUCCUGACCAAGCUCGUGAAAGGAGGGAGAAUAAAAUCAAUGAGAUCAAUGCACCUGAAAUCAAAGAUGAAAAAAUCAAAGAAAAAUCACCUGCCGAGACCCCUAACAAUGGAGAAACAGUGGACUGGAAUUUUGCUCAGAUAGAGCUACUAGAGAAACAGGGUGUGGACCUCAAGCAAGAGAUGAAGCAACGAUUAGUUGCUCUGGAGGAGCAGUUCCGCAAGGAGAAAGAGACUGCGGACCAGGCUUUUGAAGAACAGAGAAAGAACUAUGAGGCUAGGAUCGAUGCAUUACAAAAACAAGUUGAGGAACAGAGUAUGACCAUGUCUAUGUACAGUUCUUACACACCAGAGGACUUCAACAAUGAAGAAGAUAUUUUUGUGAACCCAUUGUUUGAGGCUGCAUGUAACUGGAGUGAAAGAGAGUACCAGCUAGCGUCCUGGGCCUACCGCAAGUGGAAGUACCAUCAGUUCACUUCCCUCAGAGACGAUCUAUGGGGAAAUGCUAUAUUCCUGAAAGAGGCUAAUGCUAUUUCUGUGGAACUCAAGAAAAAGGUGCAAUUUCAGUUUACACUUUUGACUGACACUCUGUACUCCCCUCUGCCUGCUGAUAUGAUCCCUGUGAUCGAAGAUGAGGCUGAAGAUGAAGAAAGGCCGUUUCCAAGAACGAUUGUUGCCGUGGAAGUCCUGGACACAAAGAACGGAGCCACCCAUUACUGGACCCUGGAGAAACUUAGACAUCGGUUGGAACUGAUGCGGCAAAUUUACAAUGAGGACAUUGAAAGCCCUGCUACACCUGAACAACUUAUCAAGGAGGACUUUUUCCAAUGCCUAACAAUCUGUGCCAAUCAGAAGUCUGCCCUAACCAAUCUUUUACCCUCGAGGCAGCGGCUGGAGUUGAUGAGGGAGAUGUAUCUCAAUGAGGCUGAACUGUCGCCUACAAGUCCUGACUACAACAUUGAAUCCCUCACAGGAGGAGACCCAUUCUAUGACCGCUUCCCCUGGUUCCGCAUGGUUGGCAGGUCUUUUGUAUAUCUGAGCAACUUGAUGUAUCCGGUACCUCUGAUCCACAAGGUGGCUAUUGUCAAUGAGAAAGGAGAUGUUAAAGGUUACCUUCGUAUUGCUGUGCAGGCUGUCAAUGAUGAAGAGAGUGGAGACCACAUCAGUGGAGUGCGACAAUCUGCUAAGAUAACAUUUGACGACGACUACUUAUAUGGCCACAACAGAGGAUCGACCAAGAAGUCAGGCAUCCAUCUAGAGGACCGAGUCGUGGAGGGACAGCACUGCAACCAACACGACAAAAUUGAAGACUUGGAAUGUGACACAGACAGUGGCCGUGGAGACAGUUCUGUGUCAUCUGAAGUGAAGGAAGAGGAAUUGCCGCAACACUUGACGGUCAACAAUGAAUUCACCUUCAGAGUUACGGUGCUGCAAGCCAUUGGUGUGUCUACGGAAUAUGCGGACAUCUUCUGUCAGUUCAAUUUCCUGCACAGACAUGACGAAGCUUUCUCUACAGAACCAGUGAAGAAUACUGGGAAGGGAACACCUCUAGGCUUUUACCAUGUUCAGAAUAUCACAGUGUCGGUAACAAAGUCCUUCGUGGAGUAUAUCAAGACAAAACCGAUAGUAUUUGAAGUGUUCGGCCACUACCAACAACACCCCCUUCAUCGGGAUGCCAAGCAGGAAGGACAUCAGUAUGUACGCCAGCCACCCAAGAGGAUGCUACCCCCCUCCAUCCCUAUCAGCCAGCCCGUCAGGUCACCCAAGUUUGGAGUGCUGCCAUCACCUUGCACGUCGCACGUCCAUGCCAAAUAUGAUGUCCUUGUUUGGUUUGAGAUCUGUGAAUUGGCCCCCAACGGAGAGUAUGUUCCUGCGGUAGUUGACCACAGUGACGAUUUGCCCUGCCGAGGACUGUUCUUACUCCAUCAGGGAAUCCAGCGGAGGAUUCGUAUCACAAUUGUUCAUGAACACGCUUCCGAGCUACGUUGGAAGGAUGUUCGAGAACUUGUUGUUGGUCGUAUUCGGAACACACCUGAGCCCGAGGAGGAGGACAAUGACAGCUCAGUAUUAUCACUGGGACUGUUCCCUGGGGAGAUGGUGGAAGUGGCAGGAGAUGACCGCUGUAUGUUCCGCUUUGAGGCUGCUUGGGACAGCUCUCUGCACAAUUCUCCACUACUAAACCGAGUCUCUGCAUAUGGCGAGCAGAUCUUCAUGACCAUCUCUGCCUACAUGGAGUUGGAGAACUGCGGUCGACCAGCAAUUGUCACCAAGGACCUGAGUAUGAUCAUCUAUGGGCGAGAUGCUCGUGUCGGGCCAAGGUCGCUCAAACAUCUGUUCUCCGGAAACUACCGCAAUGCUGAAGCCAACCGACUGUCUGGAGUGUAUGAGUUGGUGUUGAAGCGGGCCUCCGAAGCAGGUAGUCCAGGUGUGCAGCGUAGACAGAGACGGGUGUUGGACACCAGCUCGACAUACGUCAGGGGAGAGGAGAACCUGCAUGGCUGGCGGCCCCGAGGGGAUAGUCUCAUCUUCGACCACCAGUGGGAGCUGGAGAAACUGACUAGACUGCAGGAGGUGGAACGAGUGCGGCACAUGCUGUUGUUGCGGGAGCGGCUGGGCAUCGACAAGGCUCCAAUUACUAAAUCUGAGAAGGAGGUGUGCAACAUGGUGGCAAAGGCGAGCACGGAAAGCCGAGGUAGCCCAAUCAAGAUCAGGAGAGGCAGUGUCAGGAAAGAUUCAGAGGAUGUGUAUGCUCCAUGGGAGAUGACGGAGAGAGAGAGGGAUCUGACUUCUAAAUGUGUCAAACUGAUACAGGGCAGGAUUCCUAGCAAGGAGUUGGUGAAGCAUGGUGACGUCUCUCCUGGGGAGGACAUAAUGGAUAUGAACACCAGCGUCAUCUCCAGCAUUACCUCCCCCACCACCCACGAUGCUCUGUCCAGGCUUAUUUCACCAGAGCGUGUGACUCGGCCUGCCCUGCCUGAACAUCUGCACCUUCUGUCUGAGAGCGGAUUACAGACACCCAACGCUACCUCCACUUCGCCCGAUCAGACCCUCAUCCUGUAUGUGCCGGAGGUGGAGGAAAUCCGCAUCAGCCCUGUCGUUGCUCGCAAAGGCUACCUGAAUGUUUUGGAACAGAAGACGAAUGGGUGGAAGAAACGAUGGGUGACUGUCCGAAGGCCGUAUGUAUUUAUUUUCCGAGAAGAGAAGGAUCCUGUGGAGCGAGCUCUUAUCAAUUUGGCAACGGCUCAGGUGGAGUACUCGGAGGACCAACAAGCCAUGGUUAAAGUUCCCAAUACUUUCAGUGUUGUGACCAAACACAGAGGUUACCUCAUGCAGACUUUGGGUGACAAGGAGGUGCAUGACUGGCUGUAUGCUAUCAACCCGCUCCUGGCUGGCCAAAUCAGAUCCAAGCUAGCUCGACGACCAGUGCUCUCGACCGCCCCUAACACUUCCACUCCUGAACUUGCCAAGUGAUUACGUUCUCUCAUCCAACACUACAUAGUUGCUCUCUAGAGCUUGCCGAGUUGUAUUUUGCAAGCAUUUGAAUGUUAUGCACAGUAUUAAUUUUAUGAAUGUUACUUUAUGUUUGCUAUGUUAGCAAUGUAUAUUAAAGAUGAGGAUCAAUUCCUAGGUUGUGAACUAGCUUGAGCUUUUGCGAACCGGGCAUGUAUAUUUCUGUGUAUUACCUUGCAGUCUGUUUUGUUAUAACGUUAAUGUAACGUAAACAUAGAAUAAGUUAUUUAUUACUCAAACACAAAGAAUUAUUUUUGAAAUAGUCCUCCUCAGAUGAGGCAAAAUCAAACUUGGCCACAACCCGAUCUGUGGUCGUUUCGUGUUGAGUGUCUCCUCCGCCUAUAACUGUCUAGUAUAUUUACUCAAUAACAUUGUUGAUAUUAUAUAUCACACUUCAUUGUUUAUGUUUUCUUAUCGUGUAGUCAAUACUCUAAAUUGUUAACACCAACAGAUCUUCUGUUCUCAGCCUGUCUCAACUACUUUAACAUCCGCUAUAAAUAGUUGUGAAUAACUGUCAGUCAGUCAAUGUUCAACCUCCUCUUUUUUUAUUACCUAUAGUAAAAAAAUUACAAAUAUUUCCUAUUUCAUAUGCUAUGUUUAGCAAACAUUUUAUAAAAAAUCUAUUUUGUAACAUUUUGGAUCAAAAAGGAAGAAUAUUUUUGUUCUAUAUGCUUAAAAUGUAUUGGAUCUCUUUUUUUUAUUAGUUGCGUUGUAUAAUUUUGGGUCAGAGUAAAACCACUUGUAGAAAUUUAAUUAGGUAUUUUAGUUUAGCUACACCUUUACAUUCCAGUUUAAAUUUUUGUUUUAAAAGAACUGUAAAUGUUUAUUGUGUUUUGUAUUUUUUUAUUUAAAUGUUCUUAUUUUAUUGUUAUAUUUAAUUUUUAUACCAUUAUUAUAUUUAAAGAAACUUAAAACGUAAUUGUUGAGUGGAAAGCUGUUUUAAAACUCUCAUAAAUGUGCAAUAUAACUAUAUACAUGUGUUCUUACCUUUGCCCUCUUAGUAAGAUUAUGUUCAUGUUUGAGAAAUUUUUAAUGUAGCUUUAGAUGUUAAGGUUAACAAAAAAUAUUAAUGUAAUGGCAUACUAUUUAUCUACGCAGUGAGCUCAGUCUACCAGCUUAAAAAUCCACUCCCACACUAUAACCACAGCUCUGAACCAUGUUAGAAAAUGUUGCUGCAAUAACUUAUACGAGUAUUUGAUACAAACAAUCUCAGUUUCAGAGCCAAUCUUUGUUACAAAUAGUUUAAAACUUCAUGCCGAGAUGUAACAUUAGUGGAGUUUGGUUACCAGUCUUUCUUGAGAAUUUGCUAUUUCAGCUAAUUCUCAAAUCAAAGAUGUGCAAGUGAACGAGAUUACGUUACAGUGCAAAAACAGGAGUACCAACUAUUGAGCAGUUGAGUAUCUAGCUCUUGAAUAAUUCAAUAUCAAUAUUAAGACAGAGUUAAUUGUUUUGAGUUACUUCAGUUUUUAAAUAUAAAGGGCACAUUUUUGGGUGUGCCCAUUCUUAGGACAUCUAAUGUUUGUCAUAUACUUAAUCAUAGCAACAUAACAGCUGUAUAACUCGAUUGUAAUACCAAUAUUGUUGAUCCAUAGUUAGUGAUCUUUAACCGUUUGGUGUAUAAUGAUAUCAACAGACUACUUAUCCUCUAUUUAUUAUCUUUAAUUCAUUGUAUGAAGUUAUAUAAUAAUUAAGGACUCGACAGAUGCUUCUUAAAAUCAUUUUGUUUUCUGUCUGUAUGUGUCAUAACUCUUGAUAGAAAAGAUGAAACUUGAUGGAGACUUGAAACUUGGUACAUAGAGUCCAUUUGGACCAAGAAAAAAACACUAUGAUUUUGAAACGGAGAGCAGCAAAUGUCCAGAAAAAAGCUGCAGUCAAUUCGGUAAAGAUAUUUGUUUUGUUCUGUUGGGUCCUUCAAUAAGCCAUGUAUCUAUUUACAAUAAAGUAAAACAUUUAUAUACCUCUUAUUUUAUGCUAUUGUUCUUUUGCAAGUUUCAUUUGUCAUUUCUAAUCUAUAUGGCCUCUAAAGUUGUCUGUCUGUUGGAAUAUGUUUUUUUUUUUCAGUUGGUUAGCUAUGAAACCAAAUCUUUUUUGUGAUUGUAAUGUAAGCCAUAUCGCAAUUCAAAGGACUAAUUCUCUGCAUGAAAAGUGAAGAAUAAAUUGUUAAUUCCAUCACAAGAACACCUUUUAACGUAGUGUUCAAUGAAAUAAUAUAUACAUGUAUUUAUACAUAUUUUUACUAAUUGUUGUUUUAGAAAAGAGUAAUAAACAAAGUAAGUAACAACUGAAUAAUCUUACAUAAUAAGUUACAUUAAAUUUUUCUCAAGAAAGAAAUACCCUCUUCCUUCUAGAACUUUAUUUCUUGAUUAUAAAAAAGUAGUCCUGUGUACUGUUAAUGUUCUAUAUUAAGAGAUUAUUCCAAAGUUAAAAUGUCGAUAGUACAAAGUGACAGUAUGAUUUAAGAGAUUAUUUUAAAGUUUUGGUGCUUUUAUUAUAACAAUUAUUUUCAUUCACUGUAAUAAAACAUCACAUAUAAAAGAAAACUCCAUAAGGAUUGAACCUAGAUUGAAUUUACUUGGUUUAUUAAUUAAUAAUGCACCUUUCUUUCUCAAUUACAUCAUUUUAAUAAGGUUGGUUUCUGAAGUGUAUAAAACUAUUGCUUAUGUUGAAAUCGUAGUAUUAUGCAGUCUUUUGUUCUAAAAUAUAGUCCCACAAACUCUUUGUUAUAUUUAUUUUAGGUCAAAUCUACAUGCAUUGAAGUGUUACAUGUUAUAGAAGUAUGGUCAAACACAAUUAGUGUUACUAUGAUAAAAAUGUAAGCUUGAACAUUACGAAAACAAAAUAAAAACUACACUAGUUAUGAUGAAUGAUCGAACCUAUAGGCUCAACCACUGAGAGAAAGUUCACCACCAGUUCCAGGGUUAAAAGCCGACAUCGGUGUGUUUUUCAUUCAAGGUGUGAUUUGUUUGUAACAUACAGUAGAAUCAUAAGGUACUUUGAUCAACAACUGUAAACUGUAAGGUACACAGAAGGUGACUUGGUAUAGAUAAAUGAAUGACAAAAACAUUGCCUAAACAAUGAUUUACUAUUGUUCUGUUUCUGACAAUGUGAUCUGUCUUGCCAGCGUAGCUGGAACUUGUAAGAUGUAAUAUGACAAUAAAAGUUCAUUCAUUUAAUGCUUUAAAUAUGAAUGUUGGAUAAUUUCAUACUUUUUGUUGUUGUUUUAAUGUCAAUUAGAUAAAUUUUAAAUGUACUUUCUUAAUGCAUUACUAUUUCCAAUUCUUCUUACUUGGAUGUUUUGAAUUUUUAUGAUGAAAUGAAGAGAUGAUUCUUUUUAUUGAGAACCAGUUUGAUUGAAGUCCUGUACCAUUCUACUGUAUGCUUCCUUCUAUUGUCUAUUCACGUAUUGCACUUAGUCUAUAUAUUAUUGAAAUCACUUUGCUAUGAUAUGUAUUGUGUCUUUUCUUAUUAGGAUAUUUACUACCGUAUUUAAAUUAAAAAUUUUUUGUUUGGCACAAAUUAUACUGGAGUCUGCUUUGCACUUCAUCUUCUACACGCACUUGUCUUCCUAUCUUCUUCUAGUUCUUUCCCACAUUUCUGUCUUCACAACACAUCUCCUCGUCCCAUCUAUAAUUUGGUUUACUUCUUGGUCUUCUGUAAUAUAGCUCCUAUUUCAACAUCUUUCUUUACAUCCUAUCUCUCUCUAUUCAUCCUUUCAAUGAGGCAAAAUCUUUUGAUUUUAUCUCUGUCUGUUGUUCUUAAUAAUUCAAUCUACACUUGUUUUUCAUUCUAUACACUAUCUCUCUUCCUGUAUUAUUCUUCGUAUUUAUCUUACAUGCACUCCAUUUUCUGCAAUUUUUGCAACCCAUUUAUCCUCCAUAUAUCAAAAUCGGUAUAUAACAUAGGAGUUUCCUUUAUGGAUGUCAUGUAAUAAGGGCAUUAUUUUGAUUCAGCUCAAAUAAGCCACUAUGGCCUAGAUAGGAUUUCAAAAUUCAAGGUAUGAAUUGUAACUGAUAACCUGUAUUAUCCUUUAUUACUAUCUCAUAAAAAAUACUUUGUUUCAAAACUGUAUAAGUUAUGGAAACGUGAGUUAAACAUUAAAGCUUUGAGACUUUAAAAUUACACUCUAUUACAUUAAGUCAUUUAUUAAAUCUUGACUGUAAGAAAGGGUUAGAAUGAUUCCCUCCACAGCCCUUCAAGGUUUUUGUACAACCUCCUCAACAUAAUGCCAUUACUACAUUACACAAUUGAUUUCUAUAUUAUGAUGUAAACACGACAACCUGAAAUGUAUUUGAAAUUUAAAGACACAGAUAAUGUUUUGUAAUCCUCAUUCAAAAAUUAAAUAGGCUUGUAAGUAGAAGACAUUUUCAUAGAAUCUUGAAAAGGGAGAGAGAGAGAGAUGUUAGGGGUUUUCUAUAAAAACCACUAUUCUGCUUUAUUAACAGUGAACUUAACAAAUGUCCAGGAAAGUUAAAACAAUUUCAAAUAAAAAAAAUCAAACAACAAAAAGUUCUUGAGUUUUAAUAAUUAUAAAAAUAAUAAUAAUAAGUUAAUAUAAUUAUUAGUGUAUUUAUCAGCAAUUGAUGCUUCUUUUGCACCUUGGCAGAACAAUUUCCUCUUGCAGGGGAUCUGUGGAGCAGGUGUAACAAUUUUUUAAUAUUAAAAAUAAAAACUACUCUACUUUUAGAGUUUCUUUCUUUGUUAGAAGUUUGUGCAAUCAGUGAUUUGCAUUUUUAUUCUUCUUAUUCUUAGCUAAAUAAUAUUUUGGAUUGACAAUAAACUUGUUUUUGGAAUAUUUUAUAUCUCUGUAAUAGCAAAAACGCAAUACACUGCAAACCUAAUGUUUUCUAUAUUUAGUCUGGUUUUCAAACUCUGUAAGAUGAAGCAACUGUGUCAAUAAGGUACUUUGGUCUUCUAAAGUUUACCUGGAUUGCUCUGAGUUGUCAAUACUUCGAAUUUUAUUGUUCUUUAUACAGUUUUAUGUUUGUGAAUAUUCAUGUUUUGAGUUUACCUGUCCUGUGUAUAAACUUUGACUUUUAAAAAAAAUACGCUUUGCACCAAUAUGAGGAUUGUGUGGCAGACACUGUGUGACAAUAGCAGUUCUGUGUUGCCAUUGUAGAUAGCGCUACUGUGCUAGGAGUUGUAGUAUAUUUUAAUUUUGUAUCAAUCAUCAUUUAGAUGAAUGAAUUUAAAUAUCAGGUAUUCAGAGUUAACUCAUUAUACUGUGCUUAAUACUUUUCUGCACUACAUUUAUAGUUUAGGUUUCUCCUAUUUGCUGCUAGAUAGCGUGCAACCAAAAUGUUUCAAGUGGUAACGGAAUUUUGUACUGGAUGACAUAUCUUCUUAUCGGCUGUUUCAUAAUCAAAGGCAUAACUAUUACCUUGAAACUAAUACUAACUUGAAGAAUAGUACUCAUAUUUAAGAAUUACUUAAUUAUUGUAAUGAAGUAAAAACAAGUAAGAUUAUGUGUGAGAUACAAGAACUAGAUGCAGUGUUGAUGUUAAUAAUAUUGGACGAUAAAAAAUGUACUCCUCCUGCUGAUAUUUUAUAGUUGUAAACAGGAAAAUCUAAAUUAUAAAAUAUAUAUGUAGGUCAUAGAGAAUUCUACAUCAACUAAAUGUUAAAAAAUUAGCAAAUAGGUAAAAUAUGUUAACUCUAUCUCUCACUCCCUCUAUCUUUUAUUCUUUUUCCAUAUAUGUGUGUGUAUAUAUAUAUAUGGAUAUGUUCAUUUACUUAAAGCUUCGUGGGUUUUAUUUCUCCCAGCUUGUACCAAAUUAAUGUAAAUAUUAAUUGUUAUUUUGUCACCUCUUAGGCAGGUAAUUAUCUAUACCAAAUAUUCUGUUAUUUAGAAACAAGCUAUUUUAAAGGGACUAAAGCAAAACAAAAAAAUAGUGUAAUGAAAUAUAUUUGUUGUUGUGUUACUUGUGACAAAUAUUUUGUUUUUAAUGUUGGAACUUGCUGGACUGUUUACAGCUUGGUGGUGUUUAAAUAAGGAAAUGAAGGUGGUUGACGCUAACUAAACAACUCUGUGCACUACACAUUGUGUGGUAGUAAUAAUUUUGUAAACUGGAGUAAUCAUAUAAAUAUUUUUGAGAAUAAUAACUCAUUAACUACAAAAGUGUUGCUAUUUUUUAUGUAUUGGUAGGUGAUAUUGUUUCUAGUCAAAUUACAGUUUUGGUGCCAAUGUUAUAUUAUAAUUUUGUUAGUGGGGUAGCUUUAAACAAUUUUGUAGUCAGCAAAUUCCCCUUGUGCUUUAAGACUUUUUAGGAUUAGGAAACAGAUUGGAUGGUUUAGAAUCAAUGAUUAAAGUGACCUUCAUGUGUUUUUAAGACUCAAUUCGCAACACUGGUAUGCUCUGUUUUCUUUUUUUUAGUACAUUCUUUAUGCUUUGUCAAAGUUUGAACCAUUGACCCACUCCUUAGUAUUAUUUCUAUUUAAUGUUUUAUGUUGUUAGCUCGUUUAAAACUAAUUACCAUAUAGUUUCUCUGCUGUCAUACAUUCCAAGUUGUAUAUUCAUUUUGUUUUGAUAAAAUAAAAUAAUUAAUUUACUGGACAAGUUUUAUAAAAGUAAAACUUUUCAGUGGACAAAGUAUUUUCUAUUUUAGAAGUUAUUAGACCAAAUUUAAUAUUACUGAAUGUACAAUAAAUAACUGAAUGGUUUCAAGCUUUUUAGGAGACAAAUCUUGUAUAGUUUUAAAAAAGUGUGUUAAAAAGGUCACGCCUAAGAAGAACCAAGGAUCUCAUUUUCUUUGCAAAGUCAUUUUCAAGUAUAGAGAUAUUUUUACUAACCUAUAUUUGUUAUGCAAUUUUAUUGACUUUAUUUUAUAGUGUAAAAGCAGUUAAAUAUAGUUAUGAUUUCCAUAAUUGUAAAUUAUUAUUAAUACCGCUACAAUAUGAGAAUAUAAGUGUAUUAAAUGAAUUCGUCAAUAAAAUCCAAUGAAAUCAUAA